Messenger RNA from Coregonus sp. 'balchen', 3513 nucleotides. Lineage: Eukaryota; Metazoa; Chordata; Actinopteri; Salmoniformes; Salmonidae. The record is from the annotation of a GenBank genome assembly.
AUGCACAUUUGUCGUCAGAGGAACACAGUCUCAACUUCUCUUAUUUUCUAUUACGAGAGGGUCAACACAUUUGUUUUAGUGGACAUUUCCACUACAACAAUUUGCGACAUGAAUUCUGUUCCUGUGAUGACUGUAAAACCAUCGAGAGCCCUCUUUGAUGAGAAGUUCCAUGUGGUUGUGGGGAACUUACCACCGACACAGGAGGUCACGCUACAUUCUUUACAUCAGUCUGAAGACACAGACUACUGGGAGGCGUUUGGGCACUAUGUCAGUGAUGCUCAGGGAAGGAUCACAGGUGAGAGAUAUUAUUUCAUCAUAUCUUUAACCAAUUUCUAAAGAAACACCUCUAAAUACCAAUGGGAAACAUUCAGUAAUAAUGCCACUUUUCCAUUCUUUAUCUACUUCAACAAUAUAGAAAAACACUUCCGAAACACUCUAGGAGAUGUAUUUAUGUCUGUAACUAUUAGUAUUUGAAGGCAGAACAUUGAAUACUCAGUCAGAGGACUUGCCCAAGUGGCAGUCUGAUGAGAUACCAGCUAAGAACAAUGGGAGUGAUUGAUAAUGGCAAGUUUUAUGUCAUUUAUAGUUGCCAAGGCUCCAAGUGUAGGAGGGACAUAUGAGGGUGUUGAGCCAAUGGGUCUGUUGUGGAGCAUGAGACCAGUACCUGGCAGUAGAACUGGACUCAGGUAAGCAUUUCGACCCACCUGAUUUUAUUAUUGAAUAUGAGUGAGUGUGCAACAUAAUAUAAUGCGAGUGUGAGCAUUUGAUGUUCAUCCUGCCAGUAUCCGACUGCUGCCACCAUCUCUCAUAAGAGUAUACUGACACGCAGGCCAAGGCCGAGGUGAUUGGUGGGUUUGGGAUAUAAAUGGUCGUAUCCCAAAUAAUUUGGGAAUAAAAACAAAAAAACUGAUUUGCAAAAUCGAUUUAGGCCUGCAUACAGACCUUUGGCACUAAAUGCGCUCCAUACCGACCUCUUUUAGGUUGAGGAAGAAGGAGCUCCACACUCCCAUGGUGGUGCACAUCUCUGUGUACAGGGGACACAUGAGUCAGGGGUUCAGGGAGCAGGCGGCCCUGGCGAGUGUCGUCACAGAGCGCUGGUACAUGGCCCCCGGAGUCCGCAGGGUUGACAUCACAGAGGGAGGGGUCACAGGGACCCUGUUCCUGCCACCAGGUAUGUUGCAGCUAUGAGCUACAUACACCUGCCACCAGGUACAAAGGACACAAAGAUAAUUAACAGCAUUUUUUGUGGCACAGAAUAACUAUAUUGAAUAUGACUAUGUUGAAUAUGACCAUGCUCUCUGGUAGAAACAAACAAUAAUAUUUUUGUCAUGUCAUCCUGAAGGUCCCGGACCCUUCCCCGGAGUUUUAGACAUGUGGGGAGGUGGUGGCGGGCUGGUGGAAUAUCGAGCGGCUCUCUUGGCAUCCCACGGCUUUGCUGCCAUGGCAGUAAUGUAUCUCUUCCCAGACCAUAAGAAAAACGCUACCAUUGGCUACCCUUACUUUGAGGUUUGUUUGUCUGCACCAUUUUCUUGUAGAAAUCAUGGUUGAUGCACAGCCAUUCACAAAAUACAGUAUUUCUCUGUAUUGUGUGUGUGUGUGUGUGUGUGUGUGUGUGUGUGUCAUAUGCCUGUGAAAUGGGAACUGCGGCAAAUAAGUGUACUAUUUAAAAAAAAAGAUAAGAUAAAGAUUGAUAUAUAAGAACGAUUGAGCAAAUUUGUGCUGCUAAAGACUGAUGAAAGAAUCCCAAGGACUGCUAUCAUACAUGUAUAUUGUACAUCAGAAUGCUUUCAGACUACUGCAGGAUCAUCCUCUAGUGGCCGCUGACAGAAGUGCUCUGCUUGGCAUUUCCUUUGGCGUCCCAGUGGUUCUAUCCAUAACUGCCUACUCAGAAACUGUAAAGGUAAGUCCCUAAGCAACUCCUGUCAUUUUUUUUUGAUUUCCUGAAAAAACAUAUAUACAUAUUCGCUUGAACCAGACCAAAAUGUCAGCGUAAUACUCACCAUCAUUGAGUAUGUCUAUGUUUUGGAAUAUCACAAAGUCACUUGCCACAUUAAUAUCAGAGAAAAGUUGCAUUGUUGUUUAUCAGUCCUGUUACUGUCUAUAUAUCUUGCUCUGUCAGGAACAUUUGUAGCAUUUACACAUACAAUGUAUUAUUAUUACGAUUAUUAAAUAUUUAUCUACUCCUUUUAGCCAAGAUGUUGUGUGUGCAUCAGUGGCACCCAUACUGGCCGAAUUGGAGCCACUCAGUCCAUUGCAGAAGCCACUAAUAGGAUAGAAAAGUAAGUUGAUACUUCAUAUUUUUAAUUUAUGUGUGGCUCUUUAAGUAGCCAUUUUUUUUAAAGAAGAAAAUUACCUUUUGACUUGGUUAAAGCACAUUACCUUUGCUCAUGCGUUUGCAGCCGGUACAAAAAGGCCUGUCGAGAUGAGAAGAAUCGCCUCAUCUGGAGGGACGUUUUUCUACCUAUUCCAGAAGAUAUAGACCUGAAAGUGGAAGUAAGAGAUCUGUUAUGUACAGAAAGACCCUUCAGUCCUCUGCUCUUGUUUGGAUGAUUGUAGCGAGGGAAAUGUAUCCCACACAGGCGGACAGGAUGAUAAGGACCUCUAAAAGAUUACGCUGGAGAACUCAACCAAUACUGGGAACAGUUUCACACUUUCUCCAGUCCUAUUAUGAUCCUCCAGUAUCUCAUUAGAUUGAGGGCUCAGAAGUAUUGUUGUAUCUGUCAAUUUUCAAAUGUUUCCUAAAUUGUUAUUGAUCUGUUCAGUUCUGCUCCAUUUUGUUUUAUUCUGUCCUCAGAUGGGGAGGAUAACAUGUCCUCUGCUGCUGGUUGUUGGACAAGAUGAUCAGAAUAACGCCGCUGUCGAAUCAGCUGAUGAUGUAAGUUACUGUAUGCAUCAUAAAUGCUGUUUAAAUACAAAAUAACAAUUUAUGAGUUUAGUUAAUUCUUUCUGAGAAAAUAUGAAAUGAUCAUCUUACUAAACUCCAUCCUUUUCUCCUCCUCAGAUGAAGCAGAUGAUGGAGAAAGCAGGGAACAGUCACCUGCUGACCACUCUGUCCUACCCUGGAGCUGGUCACCUGAUUGAAACGCCGUAUGGUCCCCACUGCAAGGUUUCAUCCUUUCUAAUGCCGAAAAGCGACGAGAGAGGUGCCUUUCUGAAAUCUGAUCAUUCAUGUAGACAGUCUGUGCAUAUUCAGUUAUUGUGCUUUACCACACCUGAUUCAACUAGUCAAGUAAUCAGCAACCUACAGUUCUAUGUUCUUGUUAUGUUAAGUAAGGCUAUUUUAUGUUACUUGAACAUACCAGUAUUUUCAUGUAGGUCUACAUUACACAGUCAUUAGAAUACCAUGUUUCAAAUCUAAAGCUGUUAUUCCAACUUGUUGCAGUGGUCAUGCUGUGGGGAGGCCUCACCAAACCUCACGCCGUAGCACAGGAAGACUCAUGGGAGAAGAUACUACGUUUUCUGCGAGAGCAUCUCUAUCACAGUGUCAAACCCCAUGUGCUGUCCAAAUUGUGA